UUCUGUUCAUCUUAUUAACUCUGAUAGAUGUUUGUUAUUUGCAAUUUAGGAUUCUUGCACUGCUCAUCAUACGUUACCCCAACACUUUUUCGAACCCCAAAUCUCUCUCUCUCAAAACACAUGAUCGCGGCCAAUUCUCCGCUCUAUUCCGCAAUCCCCGUCCUCCGUGCCGCCACCCCGACGCGAAAGCAUCGCUGUUUCGAGGCGCUGUGCUCCAGCAACCACCUGGGCUUUAGCUCCUCCAACCGUGGGCUGUGGAUCACUCGGACUCGGAUGGACUUGCUCCGCCGAUUUGUAGCCGGAGGAUGCUUCCGGGACCCCCUUCACCAGGGGAUUAAGGUGGAGAUCGACAGCGGCGGGGAAGAUGUCUUUGCCGCCAACCCCAAGGGCAGCGCCGCCCCGGAACAUCUUGUCAUUAUGGUCAAUGGGAUCAUCGGCAGUGCUUCAGACUGGAGAUACGCUGCUGAUCAGUUUGUGAAAAAGCUUCCUGAUAAAGUAAUUGUGCACCGUAGUGAAUGUAGCUCUUCAAGAUUGACAUUUGAUGGUGUUGACUUGAUGGGUGAGAGGCUAGCUGAAGAGAAAACUGCAAAGGUAUUAGCUGUCAUCAGAAAGAGGUCUGAGGUGUGGAAAAUAUCCUUUGUGGCUCAUUCCUUAGGUGGGUUGGUUGCAAGGUAUGCCAUCGGAAGGCUGUAUGCACCUUUUCCAAAAUCAGAACCGUCGUGUCAAAAUGGUAAUUGGGUAAUUGAUGGGCAUACAAAUAAUUUGACACAAUCCAUUGACCAACCUCACCAUGGUACAAUUGCUGGACUGGAAGCAAUGAACUUUAUAACGGUCGCAACACCACAUCUUGGUUCAUGGGGAAAUAAACAGCUCCCAUUUCUCUGUGGUCUUCCUUUUCUCGAGAGAAGAGCUUCUCAAACUGCACACUUUAUUGCUGGGAGAUCUGGGAAGCAUCUCUUCCUAACAGACGAUGAUGAUGGCAGACCUCCUCUUCUUGUUCGAAUGGUUAAUGACUGUGAUGACCUAAAAUUCAUAUCAGCAUUACGUGCAUUUAAAUGUCGUGUGGCAUAUGCUAAUGCAAAUUAUGAUUAUAUGGUUGGGUGGAGAACAUCAUCAAUCCGGCGUCAAUAUGAACUUCCAAAGUCCAACCUCCUUGUAACCGAUGAGAGAUAUCCACAUAUUGUAUAUAUCAAGCGAGAAACUUCUGAUCAUAUUCAUAUUAAAGCAUCGUCAAGUGCUCAAGACUUUAACAUAGACUUGGAAGAGGAGAUGAUUAGAGGUCUUACUCAGAUACCUUGGGAACGCGUGGAUGUUAGCUUUAAGAAAAGCACACAACGAUAUAUUGCUCAUAAUACCAUUCAGGUGAAGAGUUAUUGGUUCAAUUCUGAUGGUGCGGAUGUGGUUUUCCAUAUGAUAGAUUGCUUCCUUCUCUAAGUUGUGUGUAAGUUCGAUUUUUUUCCAAUAGAUGAUUCAGCAAUGGAUACGACUGCUACGUUAUUUAUCAAUUUUAAAGCUAAUUGUGUAAGGUCGUACUCAGUGCACAAGGCUCCCGCUUUACGCAGUGUCUGGGAGAGGUGAAUGUCGGCUAGCCUUACCCCCAUUUAUAGAGAGGCUGCUCCCAAUUUAAAGCUAAUUGUGUGCGGAUUAAAAUAAAAAGCUCAUCAUGUAUAUUGUCUCCUAUGAAGAUACUGUGAUGUAUAUUUGAUGUCAAAUGUAAAUGCAGAGAUGUGUAAUUUUUCGUUAUCGUUCCAAGCCAUUUCCCCGAA
This is a messenger RNA of Malus domestica (apple), 1766 nucleotides long. RefSeq lists its product as uncharacterized. The record is from RefSeq and is a predicted model, not a curated record. NCBI's taxonomy places the organism in Eukaryota, Viridiplantae, Streptophyta, Magnoliopsida, Rosales, Rosaceae.